Capsicum annuum is the source of this 1966-nucleotide messenger RNA. Its product is annotated as signal peptide peptidase-like 5. The transcript is spliced from 14 exons. The record is from RefSeq and is a predicted model, not a curated record. NCBI's taxonomy places the organism in Eukaryota, Viridiplantae, Streptophyta, Magnoliopsida, Solanales, Solanaceae. Gene Ontology annotation, cellular component: Golgi-associated vesicle membrane; cytoplasmic side of endoplasmic reticulum membrane; lumenal side of endoplasmic reticulum membrane. Bases 175 to 1698 code for a protein of 507 amino acids. Gene Ontology annotation, molecular function: aspartic endopeptidase activity, intramembrane cleaving. Gene Ontology annotation, biological process: membrane protein proteolysis.
AGUUAAGUUUGUUUACUUCUUCAACAGAAUUUCUUUUCCUUUCUUCCUCCUUUCCCCACUUUCCUAAAAAAGAAAAAAAGAAAAAAAAAUUCAAUGCAGAAGAAAAUAUAGCUCAAAAAUUGGGGAGAAAAAUAGAGGAAGAAAAAGGGGAGAAUUAAUAUUGAAUAAAUAAUUAUGGCAUUUUUAUGGUAUUUUAUUGGAUUAUGUAUUUUGAUUUUAUCAUCAACAGCACAUUCUAAACCUACAAAUGCAACUAAAUCUUGCAGCAAUGAAAUCAAUAUGAUGCUGGUGAGGUUUUGGGUAAAUGGUGCUGAGGAAGAGUCAUUAGUUGGCACUACUGCUGCAUUUGGGUCUGUAUUACCGACUAAGACGUCACGUGCCUCCAGGAUGCCUGCUGUUUAUACACAGCCUUUGAACGGCUGUUCUUCUUCCUCCACUAAGUUAUCAGGCUCUAUUGCGCUCAUUCGUCGUGGUGAAUGUGACUUCAUAAUCAAGGCCACGGUUGCCCAACAAGGAGGUGCAGGAGGUGUUGUGCUAAUAAAUGAUAAAGAAGGUCCUCUGGAGAUUGCUUGUCCUAAUAAUUCUACCAUUUCAAACGUAACCAUUCCUGUUGUUUCACUUUCUAAGGCGGGGGCAGAUAUUAUUGAUGAAUACAUGAAGUCAGGAAAGAAAGUGGAGAUGAUGUUAUAUUCGCCAGAUCGCCCUAUUGUGGAUUACUCGGUUUCUUUCAUAUGGUUGAUGGCUGUUGGAACAAUUGUUUGUGCAGCUCUUUGGAAAAAGUUCACUAAACCUAAGGAUGGUGAUGGAGCAGCCAAGGAGGAGGAUGAAGAAAUUCUGCACAUUACUGCAUGGACUGCUGUUGCAUUUGUCAUCUCAGCAUCCACAUUUCUGGUGCUACUUUACUUUUUCAUGUCUUCGUGGUUUGUCUGGCUGCUGAUAAUACUUUUCUGUAUCGGUGGAAUUGAGGGACUGCAUAACUGUAUAGUAACGCUCAUACUAAGCAAAUGUAGUUGUAGAAAGAAAACAUUGAAAUUGCCGCUUUUUGGGGAGGUCACUAUUCUAUCUCUAGUUGUCCUAGUACUUGCUGUGGGAUUCGCCAUCUGGUGGGCAGUAAACCGGAAAGAAUCAUAUGGUUGGAUUGGCCAAGACAUUCUUGGGAUUGCGUUGAUGAUCACUGUUCUGCAGUUGGCUCAAUUGCCUAAUAUAAAGAUCGCUACGAUACUUCUCUGCUGCGCGUUUGUCUACGACAUCUUCUGGGUUUUCCUAUCUCCUUCUAUAUUCCAUGAUAGUGUUAUGAUUUCAGUUGCUAAAGGUAAGAAAGCUGGUGGAGAAUCAAUUCCGAUGCUUCUGAGAGUUCCUAAACUAACAGAUCCUUAUAAAGGAUUUGAUAUGCUCGGCUUUGGGGAUAUUCUCUUCCCCGGUUUGCUAAUUUGCUUUACGUACAGAUUUGACGAAGCUAAAAACAAGACAUUACUAAACGGAUACUUCCUUUGGCUGAUGGUUGGUUACGGGACUGGUCUUUGCAUUACCUACUUGGGCUUGUAUUUAAUGCGUGGACACGGCCAACCGGCUCUCCUGUAUCUCGUGCCAUGCACACUAGGAACUUGCGUGGUACUGGGAGCAGUGAGACGCGAACUGAAAGACCUUUGGAACAAUAGCGAAGAAAAAAUGGCUGAAGCGCGUCUAGGAAGCGCGUGAUAAGGCUUUCGAAAGUAUAUAUAAAGGUGACAAAGCACAAGCCAUUAGUGUAUGCUUCAUGCUGCAGAAGUUGUUUAUAGAGUUUGAAGUUUUACAAAAGAACUUUUUUUUUACUUUACUUUAAUUUCCUUCUUCUCUUUUAUGUAUAUUUAAAUCCUUCAAUUAAUCUAACUGCAACUUUACCUUGAUCGUUAUGUAAAUAUAACAGAACAAUAAUGUUGUAAAUCAUUGAAUUAUUUUCAAUAGCAAAUAAUUCCCAUUCUUGUCA